UACACGCUUUUAGAACAUGUGCUUCUGGCUGCCUGGGUUAUCAGAGGAAAACUGCCCACUAUUGAGCGAUCAACAGUAAAUUGUCUGAAAAUAAUGUCGUUACGCAGGGUGUAUCAAAAGCUACUGAAAGACCACUUUAUGGUUGUGCAGUCUGCCCAAACUGGCCUUUUGAUGGGCACAGGUGAUAUAAUCGCCCAAACCAUUAUAGAAGGUAAAAGGGGAGCUACAUACGAACCUAAGCGAACGGCCAAGUUUACUCUUCUAGGGACCGUCUUUGUGGGGCCCACGUUAAGCUUGUGGUACAAAGUGCUGGCUCGAAAAAUCGGCACUGAAAUGUCCACAGCCGUCACUCUGAAAAAAGUCGCUCUAGACCAACUGGUUUUCGCACCGAGUUUCCUCAUACUAUUCCUAACUAAUCUGAAUUUAAUCAAUGGCCGUUCAUUGAGUGAAGCCAAGGAGGAUGUGUCUUCAAACUAUCUCGAUAUUAUGGUGGCGAAUUACAAACUGUGGCCUGCAGUUCAGCUGUUUAAUUUUUAUUGCGUUCCUUUAAAUUAUCAGGUUUUACUUGCGCAAAGUGUUGCUGUGGUUUGGAACACUUACCUUUCAUGGAAGACCAAUCUUAAGUAAGGCUUAAUUAAUUACGGUAGCCUAAGUGUUUAUUAAUAGAAAGCAAUACGUAUAUUAAAGCUUGUGUGUUGAAAUUAAUUAAUUAAAUAAAUAAACACAUUAUUA
Messenger RNA from Dendroctonus ponderosae (mountain pine beetle), 732 nucleotides. RefSeq names its product protein Mpv17. The record is from RefSeq and is a predicted model, not a curated record. The transcript is spliced from 2 exons. NCBI's taxonomy places the organism in Eukaryota, Metazoa, Arthropoda, Insecta, Coleoptera, Curculionidae. The coding region runs from base 94 to 627 and encodes 177 amino acids. Gene Ontology annotation, cellular component: cytoplasm; membrane.